Opisthorchis viverrini is the source of this 516-nucleotide messenger RNA. RefSeq lists its product as hypothetical. Gene Ontology annotation, molecular function: thiosulfate-cyanide sulfurtransferase activity. Lineage: Eukaryota; Metazoa; Platyhelminthes; Trematoda; Opisthorchiida; Opisthorchiidae. Gene Ontology annotation, cellular component: mitochondrion. The transcript is spliced from 4 exons. The record is from RefSeq and is a predicted model, not a curated record. The annotation marks the transcript as partial.
AUGGCAAAUCUUCCCUUGUUUCGUGGAUUGAUAAUCCCGUUUUUGUGUAAACAAUUCCACAUUUUCAGGCCUGCUUUGGGUGAUGAUUAUCAUGCUCAAAUGAAGUUGCACCCCACCCUGGUACUUCAGCGGAGCUUUGCGUCACCUAGUGACAAAAAUGACCCACGGUCUGAAGGUAUUGUCCACAUCGACUGCCAUGAGUUGCGAGAACGAAUACGAACCAAAAAUGUUAUGUUGAUUGAUGUGAGGGAUCCAGUGGAAUUAGAAGAGUCUGGCCGUAUUGACGGUGCGAUCAACAUACCGCUUGAUGGUGUUGAACAGGCAUUCCAAAUGGAACCAGCUGACUUUCAGAAGAAAUACGGCGUCGCCAAACCAGACAAGAGCGACAAAAACAUCGUUUUUUCUUGCCGGAGUGGUAAACGCAGCCUUCUUGCUCUAAAAAUAGCCAACCGCUUGGGCUAUAAAUGGGCUUCAAAUUUCAAGGGUGGAUAUUUAGAAUGGGUAGCAGAUAAGAAG